Molecule: messenger RNA, 1009 nt
Organism: Rhipicephalus sanguineus (brown dog tick)
Lineage: Eukaryota; Metazoa; Arthropoda; Arachnida; Ixodida; Ixodidae
Exons: 5
Coding region: 98-787 (229 amino acids)
Source: RefSeq, a predicted model, not a curated record
AUAAUGUUCUGUUUUUAAAGCAAGGUUACUUGAAAUAUUAGUUGUUAUUGGUGGUGUUGUUGUGGUUGUUGUUUUCUUUAGGAAUUUGCCCGUGUAAAUGAUCUCUAGGAUACAGUGUGGAAUCUCGUCUUCGGUCCAGGUCCUCAACAAGGAGCUUGUUUCUGGCGGCGAGUACCUUUUGAGCGUCGGCUUCACCUACGAAGACGACUUACCGGCUGAAAGUCUCGCCGAAACACUCAAAUACGUGUCGUUCUCGAACCUGAUUACGCACGUUGCACCGUUAGACAUCUGGAACUCGACCGUGGCCGAACCACCCAACCAUUUUAAUAAAGUGAAACACGAGGUCGAAAGAGUGCAGGCGGCUCGCAAGCUGCAGCCCGACAACGUGAUGUGCUACACGCUGACGCUAUGCAUCGCGCACUACGUGGUCCUCGAGGGUACGCCUUUCGAUCCAGCCCGCGGGGAGUUCUUCAAUUUCCACGAAAUGUCAUGUGACCGGAUCUCCGAGAUGGACACGGAGCCCAGUAAAGCCGACGGCGUGUCGAUCGUGUCGGCGGACGGUAGCAUAUACUACGCCUACGACACGAGCGCCACUCUACUGGAUAAGAUACGCCAGUUGGACCCGCACGGCAUGUGUGUCGCUCUGUUCGACGUUCAAUGCGACGACACCGACGACUGCGAGGACGGCCGUUACUCGAGGGUCGACGCCGUGAAGAAAGAAGUGGGCGUUCUGGAAAUGCAGCGGGAACUCAUGCUCCAGCUGCGCCUACGCCACGGACAUUUCUGAAUGCGACAUUCCUUAGAGAGCAAAGCCAUAUACGGCGGCUCCGUGAUGAGCCAGCCGGUCGAGCGUUUCUUUCGCCGAUUGUUGCUUAUUUCACCCUUGCUUGUCUGAUUGUCUCUUCUGAUGGUUUAACGAUUCAACGCGAACAGAUAUGUUAUUGCGACCGCUACACUGAUUCGAUUUGCAUAAAACGCGCCCCUUAUUUACCGCUGGCGUUUUGACGGU